Molecule: messenger RNA, 2017 nt
Organism: Arvicola amphibius (Eurasian water vole)
Lineage: Eukaryota; Metazoa; Chordata; Mammalia; Rodentia; Cricetidae
Gene: Tox2
Product: TOX high mobility group box family member 2
Exons: 8
Coding region: 311-1522 (403 amino acids)
Biological process (GO): regulation of transcription by RNA polymerase II
Cellular component (GO): nucleus
Molecular function (GO): chromatin DNA binding
Source: RefSeq, a predicted model, not a curated record
GGAGAGAGGAACUAAGCCUCACUCUCAGGCUUCUGGUGUGAGCCAUCAAGUGGAGAAGAGGAGCACCCUUGACAAGGAAAGAGGGCAGGAAGAAACUCAGCUGUGAAUAUAUUGGUUUUCCUGAUUGAUUAGGACACAGACCUACAGCAGCCAGAGCGAGAGCAAUGAAGACUAUGAGAUUCCUCCUAUAACGCCUCCCAACCUCCCUGAGCCAUCCCUCCUGCACCUGGGGGACCACGAAGCCGGCUACCACUCGCUGUGCCACGGCCUUGCGCCCAACGGGCUGCUCCCUGCCUACUCAUACCAAGCUAUGGACCUCCCAGCCAUCAUGGUGUCCAACAUGCUGGCCCAGGAUAGCCACCUGCUGUCUGGACAGCUGCCCACGAUCCAGGAGAUGGUCCACUCGGAGGUAGCUGCCUAUGACUCCGGUCGGCCAGGGCCUCUUCUGGGUCGCCCAGCAAUGCUGGCCAGCCACAUGAGUGCCCUGAGCCAGUCCCAGCUCAUCUCCCAGAUGGGCAUCCGGAGCGGCAUUGCCCACAGCUCCCCAUCACCUCCAGGGAGCAAGUCAGCGACCCCCUCUCCAUCCAGUUCCACACAGGAGGAGGAGUCAGAUGCCCAUUUCAAGAUCUCGGGAGAGAAGAGACCCUCAGCAGACCCAGGCAAAAAGGCCAAGAACCCAAAGAAGAAGAAGAAGAAGGACCCCAACGAGCCACAGAAGCCAGUGUCAGCCUACGCUCUCUUCUUCAGAGACACUCAGGCCGCCAUCAAGGGGCAGAAUCCCAGUGCCACCUUUGGGGAUGUGUCCAAAAUAGUGGCCUCCAUGUGGGACAGCCUGGGAGAAGAGCAGAAACAGGCAUAUAAGAGGAAGACCGAAGCUGCCAAGAAGGAGUACCUGAAAGCCUUGGCAGCCUACAGAGCUAGCCUCGUCUCCAAGAGCCCUCCGGACCAAGGUGAGGCCAAGACUGCUCAGGCAAAUCCACCAGCCAAAAUGCUCCCACCCAAGCAGCCCAUGUAUGCCAUGCCCGGCCUGGCUUCCUUCCUGACGCCCUCGGACCUGCAGGCCUUCCGCACUGGAGCCUCUCCCGCCAGCCUGGCCAGGACGCUGGGCUCCAAGGCCCUGCUGCCAGGCCUCAGCACAUCCCCACCACCACCCUCCUUUCCUCUCAGCCCCUCAUUGCACCAGCAGCUGCCACUGCCCCCCCACGCGCAGGGCGCCCUCCUCAGCCCACCUCUCAGCAUGUCCCCCGCCCCUCAGCCUCCUGUCCUGCCUGCCUCCAUGGCACUCCAGGUGCAGCUGGCGAUGAGCCCCUCCCCUCCAGGGCCACAGGACUUCCCACACAUCUCUGAGUUCCCCAGUGGCUCUGGCUCCCGCUCACCUGGCCCAUCCAACCCUUCCAGCAGCGCGGACUGGGAUGGGAGUUACCCCAGCGGGGAGCGUGGCCUCGGCACCUGCAGACUCUGCAGAGGCAGCCCACCGCCCACCACCAGCCCAAAGAACCUGCAGGAACCUUCUGCCCGCUGACCUGCUUGCUCCAGGGUAGCUGUGGACCCCACUCCUUGGCCUGCACACAGUCCCCUGCGUCCGGACUUCUGGCCCCAGCCCAAGCUCACCGGGCUGCCCCCCCCUCAAGGUUGCUUAGCAACAGACACCCACCCCAGAUGCUGGGCCAGCCACAGGUGUGCUCUCAGUGUACACAAAAGAUGCUGAAACCCACGCGCUGUGGGUUCCGUGUAAGUAGUUCACUGUUUUAGAACCGUGCUGAAGACAUCUGUAAGAUUAUUUUGUGGGGAAAAAGAAAGUUUCCUUUAAAGUAAAAAAAAAAAAAUUUUAUAAGACCUUUAGCACAGUUUUUUUUUUUAAGUUUUAUCUUAAGGGAGACAUGUGCACAAACAGCUGUCAAACUGAUUCUUAUCUGCACUCAGAGAGAAUGGGAGCUUUUAAGCCACAUCCAGGGCCGCCGCCUUCUUCUUCUUCUUCUUCUUCUUCUUCUUCUUCUUCUUCUUCUUCUUCUUCUUC